Molecule: messenger RNA, 3069 nt
Organism: Funneliformis mosseae
Lineage: Eukaryota; Fungi; Glomeromycota; Glomeromycetes; Glomerales; Glomeraceae
Source: the annotation of a GenBank genome assembly
AUGUUUCAACCUCAUCAUCGCGUCGACAUGGAUAGAACGGGAGCGUAUUCUAGCUCAACUCAGAAGUUGGCUUCUGCUCAAUCGUACCACAAUGGUAAACCGAACGCAAUGAUAACUAAGGUGUCAAUAUCACCAAAAUCAAAAUAUAUGUUAACAUAUAGACAAGAAAUCAAAUUAUUUGAGUUAUGGAGUAUCAAAAAUAAAAAUAAUUCGCCCAUUAAAGUCAUCAGCGUAACUUCAUACGAUGAUGUUCGUGACUUUAAGAUCUCUGACAAAAAGGUUAUUUUGUAUGAAGCUAAUUAUGAUGCUAAAGUAAAUUUCUUUAGUUUGAAAAAUCAAAUAAAAAUAACAAACAAAAUUUAUGAACGCUUUGAGUACAAGUAUACAAACAUUCUUAAAAAUGGAAAUUUUGUAUCAUUUAGUAAACCACUAGUUGCUACUUAUAAACCAUCAAAUAUUCGAACUAAGUCUGUUUAUGUAUUCAAGGAAGAAGUUAAUUAUGGCGGCGUUACAAACGAUAAGAUGUGGUUGACAUCUUUUGAUUCGAUAUUUAUAAUGGAUUUACAUACUUUUCAAUUUCAGAUGGUUCCCCUUUUUGAAAUGAACCUAAAUCCUAAACAAAUAGACUUUAAAUUUUCUGAAAAUUUAUUAAAUGAAUUUAUAAUGAAAGUCAAUGAUACAUAUCAUAUUUAUUCCAAUAAUGUUCCAGUUGGAAAGAUUACGGAUACAGAUGCUCGACAAUUUGAUUUUGCUGGAAGUAAUGAUGAACUUAUGAUUACAUUAUCAAGUGGUAACACCAUCAACAUUUACUUUUGGAAAUCAAAUUUAGAAAAAUCAAUUAACUUCAUUGAAUUAUUUGGAUCUGAAGAUCAAUUUAAACUUAUUGAAUUUAGAGGAAAAAAGGCCUUUGGAAUUUGUAAUGAAGAACCUAAGAUUAUUGAUAUUUCAGAAGAUUUGAAAGAUCACAUAGUUAAUGAUAAUAUGAAUAAUUCAAUCAUUAACGAAGAUAAUGAGGACAUGAAUUUAUUCAGCGAGAAUCUUUUGAUGGAUUUAAAUCAAAAUCUUAAUGUUCCUAUACAAGAUGAAAGUGAUUUUUUUAAAAAUUAUCUUACAUCGUAUUUGAUGAACCGUGAAACCACUGGAUAUAUCUUUGAAUUAAUUGAAGAAAGUCAAGAUAAAAUGAUUUUAAACGUUAAAGUUGACAAUGAAGAAUUUACAAGUUGCUUACAACACGUCGAAUCCUUGGAAUGGAAUUAUCAGAAAAUUAAUAAUACAUAUAUUGCACAUAAUGAAAAAGAAUUAUUUAUUUACACCUUUAAUUUAAGAUCCAAAGAAUUUCGAACGCAUCGUUAUGAUCUUAGAUUUUUAAAAUAUGCAAUUAAACAUUAUAAUAAUCGCAUAUUGGAUUAUUCAGACAUCGCUGAUAUAGUUGAUCCAUCUGAUGAUGAAAAUAAGAUUGACCAAUUAUUUGGUAAUAAUGAAUCAAAAAAGCAAUGGAUCAGUUAUCUAUUAAAUUCAAAAUACUAUUUCGCAUUAUAUGGAGGAAAAUUAUUAAAAUCAGCAAUUAAAAAAAAUAAUAUAGAUUUAUUAGGCAAAAUUUUUAACAAGACCAUUGAAACUUUUGAAGAAGAUCCGAAAAGUAAUAUUUACAUAUUAUCAAUAAUAUGUAACAAUAUUUCAUGCUUGAGUUACAAAUAUUCUGAUUUCAUUUCAAGAUACUAUAAUGAUGUGUCUUUAAUUACCCAUUUUUCGAAGCCAAAGAUUAUAUAUAACGAAGGUGUUGAACAUCUUCAUUCAUUUAGCAUGGAAUCAAACAUCACUAAAUUACCGCAUAAAAAAUUUCUUAAAUCUUCGUUUGAUUAUGAAUCAAUACCUAUGAUUAAUGUUUUAGUUCCCAUAGCACCUAUCCUUAUGGUUCUGGGAUGUCUAUUUUAUUAUAGGAUGGGUGUUUCUGAUGUAACUGCAUUAGCUGCAUUAUCUUUUUUUAAUUUAAUUCCUUUACUUAUGCAAUUUGCAUGCAUAUUAUCAAGGAUAUUUAUCAAAGUCAAAGAAAAAUAUAAUAGACCAAAAAUAUUGUUCUUAAUCCAAUACCCUUAUUAUGUUUCGUAUCCUCCCGAUUAUAAUUGGUUUAUUGAAAUAUUUUGGCCUCAAUCCAGCCCAUUUAUAAAAGCAAAUGAUAUUGAAUUGUAUAAAACCUGGAAUGGCGAAUCUUUAAUUAAUUUUAAAUGGACUGUAUUCGGAAGAUGGUAUUAUGCGUUUUGGUCAUCAUUAUCUCUUUUUUUGGGUCUGUUUCAACUUUUAUUUGAAAUUCGUCAAUUUAUUAUGGGUCCUAAUAAAUGCUUUCAAAAUAUAUGGAAUUGGUUUGAUUUAGGUGUUUAUUUAUUGCCCUCAUAUAUAACAAUCCUUUGGCUCAUGGAUAAAGAUAAUGAACAUAUACCUUAUCUAGUUUCAAUUGCAUGUCUUAUACUUGAUAUUAAAUUUAUACUUUUCCUUCAAGUAUUUGAAUCAUUUGGAGUUUAUUUUGCUAUUAUUAAAGAACCAAAAGAACAAUUUGGUAUAGAAAAUUUGGGAGAUUUAAAAGAUAGCAAUAAUCCUUGGAGACUUACAGAAAAAUACCAUCAAAUUUCUGAAGGACCAGAUGGAAAAUUUAUAUCAAAUUUUACCUUAUAUAAAGAACCUGAUGAGCGUACAAAUUUAUUUACAAAUUAUCUCGGUUCCCUUUUCGCGAUGUAUCUAUUAUUAACAGGAAAUAAUCCACUAGGUGCAUGGUCCCUUGAAGAAAAUAUUCUUUUGACCAUAUUGAUGGUUUUAUUUUCAUUUAUAGUUGUUAUAUUCCUUAUGAAUUUAUUUAUUGGACUAUUGAAUAAGGCGAUUGACGCUGAUGAUGACCGAGUGCAUUAUAUUGCACAAAAAGCAGAGGCUAGCAGAGUCCUUAAAAAAAUUGAAUUAUUUUAUCUGCUUCCGCAUCAAAGACGCUGGAAAUCAUGGUUUCCUGAUAUCGCUUUCUAUCAUGCUGAUGUUUAUAAAACUCGUCAAGCUGUAAGGAAAUCAAUUGCUGACAAAACUUAG